CCAACCACAACCGGCCAAAGCAACCGUCCCUCGAGACACAACAACACGCAGCACAACAACGGAAACACCAAGAACAGAGAUUAUUGUUUCUCCCACACUGGCAAAUCAUUCGAUCAAGCGCCAUGCCAUGCAGGGCCUGCAAGCGAUAAACAAUCAACCAACCGUCAAUGGCAAUGGAGAUGGCGAGCGCGCGGAGGCGAUCGGUAUCAUCGGCGAGGCAGAUCGUCACGAUCAGCGGCGGCGACCAUGUCGUCCUGUGGAGCGGCUGCGCGCUCCUCGCCUCGGCCUCGCUGCUGUUCAUCCUUCUCGCCGCCGCAGCCACUAAGUCCUCGGGCUUCAGGGCCGCCAGCAGCGAGCUCAGCGUCGUCUCGAAGAAGGACGGCGCUGGCGCCGGAGUCGGGGAAGAAGAAGAAUGCUACUGCGGCGAGGCCGGCCGCGACGGCAUGCUGGCCGAGGGCAAGUGGGUGCGCGACGAGAUGUACCACCCGCUGUACGAGCCGCGGGAGUGCCCGUUCGUCGACGUCGGGUUCCGGUGCACGGAGAACGGCCGGCCGGACGGCGGCUACGCCCGCUGGCGGUGGCGCCCCGCCCACUGCACGCUCCCAAGAUUUGACGCCAAGAAGCUGCUGAGGGUGCUCCGGAACCGGCGGCUGGUGUUCAUCGGCGACUCGAUCGGCCGGAACCAGUGGGAAUCAAUGCUCUGCAUGCUCUCCUCCGCCGUCUCCAAUUCCAACUCCAUAACGGAGGAGAACGGGAACCCGAUCAGCAAGCACAAGGGCUACCUCUCCUUCCGGUUCCCGGCGCCCCACAACCUCACCGUCGAGCACUACCGCUCCCCCUACCUCGUCCGCCGCGGGGGCCGCCCGUCCCGCCGCCAGCGCGCGCCGAGGCACGUCCGGUCCACGCUCCAGCUCGCCGCCAUGGACCCCAGGGAAAGCCGCUGGCGCCAAGCCGACGUCCUCGUCUUCAACUCCGGCCACUGGUGGAACCUCGACCGCCUCCAACAGCAGCUGCAUUGUUACUUCCAGGACGGGAAGAAGCUGCGGCUGGACAUGGGCGUGGAGGCCGCGUACCAGAGAGCCAUGGAGACGCUGCAGAGAUGGGUCCUGGAGGAGGUCGACGCGACCAAGACGCUCGCCGUCUUCCGGACGUACUCGCCGGCGCACAAUCGGGGCGCGAGUAACAAUGGCGGGAGCUGCGCGGCGGAGACGCUGCCGGAGUUGGUUGUAAACGGGACGAGGCGGUGGCCGGGGAUGAUGAUGCAGCCGGAGGCGUUUGGAGGACCCGGGGGAUUGCGCGUGCUGAACGUGACGAUGAUGACGGCGCAGAGGAUGGACGGGCACCCGGCGACGUACAACGUGGAGCCGUCGGCGAGGUUGAAGAUGAUGCCGGCGGCGGCGGGGGCGGGGGCGGGGCAGAGGGCGGACUGUAGCCACUGGUGCCUGCCCGGCGUUCCCGACGCCUGGAACGAGCUCCUCUACGCCAUGAUCAUCAACAAGUUCUCUUAACAUACGCACCAGCCACAAUGUUAUUACUUCACAGAUUCACAGUGUAGUGUAGACGAUUGUAAUACUGCGAUUCAUAAUUGAAGAAAGCUGGGAAGGAAGAUCACAGAUUCUGAGAU
Messenger RNA from Brachypodium distachyon (stiff brome), 1624 nucleotides. Its product is annotated as protein trichome birefringence-like 11. Gene Ontology annotation, molecular function: O-acetyltransferase activity. The transcript has 3 exons. Bases 168 to 1508 code for a protein of 446 amino acids. Lineage: Eukaryota; Viridiplantae; Streptophyta; Magnoliopsida; Poales; Poaceae. Gene Ontology annotation, cellular component: Golgi apparatus. The record is from RefSeq and is a predicted model, not a curated record.